AUGUACGCCGCGCUGGGGUGCGUCGCGGUGGUGUUGGUGUUGGCGCUGUUCGUGCAGAAGCGCCGCCGGAGUUAUGAGGCCUCACAGUGCGAGUGCGCGCAGUCGGCGAGGUUGUUUGCGCCCGAACUCCUCGCCCCCGAGCUCGUGCUCACCACCGGAGCCCCGAAACCGGUGCAGCCGACGGUGAAGAACAAGCUGACGAACGCGAUACACUGGAAGAGCGCGUCCCAGCAAGUCAUCGACUCUCUAAAACCGGAUGUCGUCGCUGAGAAUCGAGGAAAACUAAACUUUUCUUUGUCGUAUGACAAGGAAUCUUCGACGCUUCAUGUUCAUGUCCUCGAGGCGCUUCAGCUUCCGAUUCGGGAUUUUACAGGAAGUUCCGAUCCCUACGUCCGCGUCUUCCUGAUGCAAUACCCUAGACAGUGGGAGCGGACAAAGGUUCAUCGCCGAAACCUCAGCCCGAAGUUCAACGAGACAUUGUCUUUCCCGGGCCAUUCGAUGAAGAAGCUGCACGACAUGACGCUCGUGAUGCAAGUGAUGGACUUUGACCGGUUCUCGGCUGAUGAUCCUAUUGGCGAGAUCCUGCUCCCGAUGAAAUCGGUCAAGUUCGAGCACAGCCCCGUGUACUGGAAACAUUUGCAACGACCUACCGUCAGCAAGGAACAAUGCGGUGAGGUCAUGCUCUCACUCUGCUACCUCCCCGAGCACAACAAAAUUACCGUCUCCGUCAUCCGGGCCAAGGAGCUUCCGGCGAAGGACAAGCUGGCUGGGAGUUCUGACCCCUACGUGAAGCUUUGGCUCGUCCAGCAGGGCAACAAGAUGGAGAAGAGGAGAACGGCUGUUAAAUCGCAGACCCUUAUGCCUAUCUUCAAUGAAUCGUUCGCGUUUCCGGUGCCGAAUAAAGAUAUGCUGACGGCUGAUGUGAACUUGGUGGCUACGGUAAUGGACUACGACCUAAUCGGAGCAAACGACGAGAUCGGGCACGCCAUCUUGGGGCCUCUGGGAUCGGAGCUCGGAGCGCAACACUGGAAACAGAUGCUCGACCACCCCGAGACCCCAGUCGCUCACUGGCACAAGUUGAACCCAAAGUGG
This is a messenger RNA of Mesorhabditis spiculigera, 1092 nucleotides long. The record is from the annotation of a GenBank genome assembly. Lineage: Eukaryota; Metazoa; Nematoda; Chromadorea; Rhabditida; Rhabditidae.